This is a messenger RNA of Alosa sapidissima (American shad), 3863 nucleotides long. RefSeq names its product zinc finger CCCH-type containing 7A (gene zc3h7a). The transcript has 23 exons. Lineage: Eukaryota; Metazoa; Chordata; Actinopteri; Clupeiformes; Clupeidae. Bases 200 to 3265 code for a protein of 1021 amino acids. Gene Ontology annotation, biological process: miRNA processing. The record is from RefSeq and is a predicted model, not a curated record. Gene Ontology annotation, molecular function: protein binding; metal ion binding; miRNA binding.
AUUUGGAUGGUGCGAAGCAAGCGAUCAUGAAAAUGGUCUAGUAGAUCACAUUGCCUGAACAGUCCGAAUUCGCCGAAAGGAAUAGCUAGCUAAUUUCUUUGAUGUCUAGAAGCUAGCUAACUUUGGAUUUGAAAAGAAACUGGUUCAUCAUAAAGUUGGCAAAGGUGACUCCAAAUUGGUCCUGACGGCACAUGGAAACAUGUCUCAACUUUGUCAGGACAGAAGCAGCCGGUGGCAAGAAAUCCAGAAAGGGCUGCAAUUCAUACAAUCUCCAUUGCCAUACCCUGGAACACAAGAUGAAUAUGAGGUAUUUAUCCAGGCCCUUGUAAAGAACUUGUUCGGCGAGGGAAAUGAUGUAUUCAGUGAAGGCGAAUGGGCGAGAUCAGUAGAACUGUACACAGAGGCCUUAAAUAUUACAGAGUAUGCAGAGUCGGAGGAUAUCGUCGUAUCUACUGCAACGAGGGAAAAGAUUUUUGCAAAUCGUGCGGCUGCCUACUUAAACAUUGGUUUAUAUGACCAAGCUUUGGAGGACUGUGAAAAAACUCUGGAGUUAAAUGAUGGCAAUUUUCGGGCGCUUUAUCGCAAAGCCAGAUCUCUGAAGGAGAUGGGGCGACACGCAGAGGCCUAUGAUGCAGUGGCCAAAUGUUCACUUGCAGCGCCCCAGGAUUCUAAAGUAAUUCAGCUCACACAUGAACUUGCUCAGAUGUUAGGAUUAAAAAUUCGCAAAGCCUACAUCAGAAGCAAGCCUGCCUUAAAUAUUUUACCUGGUUCAAGUAUAUCAAGUGCUUCAAAUGAAAAGUGUUCUAAUGGAUCAGUAUCCGUGGAUGAUAUUGAAAUGGAUGUGUCCCAGGUCUCCACGGAGACAGCUGGCCCAGUGCCAGUCCCUUCUCAGCUGUCCACCGAGAUGCCAACCUCGAUGCCAAGCGCAGUGCCUGUCCACAGCGCGCCCCCAGCGGGACUCCCGGCCUUCGAGAAGGCAGAGCCUGAGCCGGCCCCCCUCACCGUUGUCUCCUCAAUCUCCUCCAUCAUGCCUCCCGCGGCCCCUGGGGAGUCCCUCAGCCACGAGUCGGGGCCCCUGACCAACCACAUGCUGGUGAAUGGGAACCGAGCCCAUGAAUUGUAUCAGGUACCAGAGCCCCACCUGGACUUCGACUCCAAGAUCAUUGGGGACGACUUAGAUGACCUUUUGGACAACGUCACGCAUGAGCAGUCCACAGAGGUCAUUCCCACAGUGGACGGUCCCCUGCCUCUACCCACCAGCAUGUCCUCUGUCGGAGCUAUGUCCAGCACUCUCUUCAUGCCCCCUCACAUGGCCCACCACCACCACCACCCUUUCCUGGCACAGCAGUGCACGGUCACCCUCCCUCCGCCUUACCACAAGCCUAAUCCCUACUCUAUCGGCCUGGACCCAUUCCCCUCAGCGCUGGACUCUCUAGACUGUCUAACUCUCUCAGAUGCACAAACAGACGACGCUAAAAUUAUUUCCCAUUCUCUUUUCAAAUUUGCUUCACCUCCUGGGAAUCCAGGCUUUCCUCAACAUCCCAUCAUGCCUAUAAACACCAAUGAUAAGCCCUUAUUUCCUCCGAUUGGGGUGGCCUUAAAUGCCCCCGAGUCAAAUAUAUCACGGGUGGAUUUGUCCAAAAAUCCCCUCGCUGAGACUCAUGACUUUAGACAAGCAUGUGCAGCAUGUUAUGUGAAAACAGGUCCUGGAGUAUUGGACUAUACCCACUAUACAGAUGAGCACAAAUGCAGAAAAGACAUUUUGCUUGGAAGAAUCAAGUAUUCGGGGAACAACGUGUGGAAGCUUAUUCGACCCAGGCCAACCAAGACCCAGUAUGUGGGGCCGUAUUACAUAUGCAAAGAUGUUGCCAUGGGGGAGGAGUGCAGAUACCCUGGUCACUGUACAUUUGCAUACUGCCAGGAGGAGAUUGACGUUUGGACGCUGGAGCGUAAGGGCUUCAUUAGCCGCGAGUUGCUUUGUGAUCCGUUCGGCUCGAUACGAACGGUCCACCUGACGAUUCCCACAAUCCUUCAGGAGCAUCAUGGGAUAUUUAUGUUCCUCUGUGAGGUGUGUUUUGAUCACAAACCCAGAAUCAUCAGCAAGACCAACACCGAAAACCCGAGUCUGUGCUCUCAUCCAGUGACAAAGCAUAAAUUUGAAGAGAAAAAGUGCCUGGUCCACAUUCUGAAAGAGAACACAGUUCGCUACUCUAAGGUCCGGCCCCUCAACCUCCAGUGCCAGAUGGACCUGUGCCGGCACGAGGUGCGCUAUGGCUGCCAGCGCGAAGACUUCUGCUUCUAUGCCCACAGCCUGGUUGAGCUCAAAGUGUGGAUGCUCCAGUCCCAGCAAGGUAUUUCUCAUGAAGGUAUUGUUCAAGAGACCCGAAAGUAUUGGAACAUGGAGGCCAGUUCCCAAGGAAUUCAGGAAAUCCCUGCUGCAUUGAGGAGGUUUGGGCCUCCAAACUUAAAGAUGCAGUUUGUGUGUGGGCAGUGUUGGAGAAACGGCCAAGUCAGUGAGCCGGACAAGAACAGGAAAUAUUGUAGCGCAAAGGCCAGGCAUCCAUGGGCCAAAGACAGAAGAGUGGUCUUAGUAAGCUCCAACGAGCGCAGGAAGUGGACGACUGUCCGCCCCCUACCCACAAAGAAGCCUGUUCCUGCUCAGUUUGAGAUAUGCAUGCACAUCUCCGCUGGUAAAAAAUGCCAGUACAUUGGAAACUGCAGCUUUGCCCACAGUGCAGAGGAGCGGGACUUGUGGACAUACAUGAAGGAGAACAGCAUUGGGGACAUGGAGCAGCUGUAUGACAUGUGGCUUCAGUCUCAGCAGCAGGGCUGGAGCAUGGAGAGUUCUAACUGCACCCUGCGGGAAAAUGGCAAGCAGAUCCACAUGCCCACCGACUACGCAGAGGAAGUGGCAGGGAACCACUGUUGGCUUUGCGGUAAGAACUGCAACAGUGAGAAGCAGUGGCAGCAGCAUAUCACGUCAGACAAACACAAGGAGAGAGUGUUUAACUCUGAGGACGACCAGAAUUGCUGGCAGUAUCGCUUCCCCACUGGCACAUUCAAAGUUUGUGAAAGAUACCUUAAGGGCACUUGCACAGAAGAGGAACUAUGCAAGUUGGCUCAUGGUGAUGAGGAACUGAAAGAGUGGAAAGACAGAAGGGAAUUCCUUUUGAUGAAACUUGCCAAAGCCAGAAAAGAUCAUCUGAUAGCACCCAAUGACAAUGACUUUGGCAAAUAUAGUUUUCUGCUUAAAGAUAUUAACUAACAUUUUAAUCAUGAUACACAAUGCACGGGAUGAUAUAUAAUAACACAUGGUAAAAAGUACAAAGUAAGCCCUUUUUUUUUCUAAAAAAAAAAAAUAGGGCUCACUUUUGGCGAGUUAUAAAGGACCAAAAAUAAAACAGGCCUGUUCUCUCGGUUCGGGGAUUACGACAGAAUUGGUACGUACAGAGGCGGCCUUGUGUUCUUAGUUAUCAUGGCUUUGUUGCUGUUAUCACAGAUUCAGAUAGGUUACGCACCAAUGCCUUUUUGCUGUCAUGCUCCUGCCACAGGAUUGACUUUGACUUUUUUCAGAUGGAAUGAUAAAGUGAAAGAGGUGCCAAAGGAAAAUGGUGGAGCUUAGAUCACCGAAAGCCUGAGUUCUGAUAAUGAAAGCCUUGAGGAGCAAGAAUGUUCUCCCAUGAAAGACAAACUGGUAUUGUUGCAAAAUCAUUUGUUUUGGUUCUUAAUUCCAGGGGUGGAAUAUUGAGAUGUUUGAGGUAUUCUGAUAUUUUAUUGUGUUUAUUUUUAUCCUCUUCUAUAAUGUUCUGCCUACCUGUCCACAAUAAAUCAUUACCAGCAGAUUUGUUUUCUGUUUAACAACA